AAUUUAGCUCUACAAAGCGUCAGUAUUGUAAUUAGCCCUUCAUAUUCUUUAACUCUUUCUCUAUUUCAUUACUCAACAUAAGCGAGAGAAGUCAGAGAAGCCAGAGAUCUAAGGGCGGGGCUUCGUUUCUUCUUGGUGACGGAAGAGAUGGGAAAGUGGCAAGUUUUGAUUUUUAUGCUUCUUGGUGCUUUAAUGGCGGAUAAGAGAGGAGGAGUAAAGGGAGUCCCAGCAGAGGAUUUAGUGGUGGAACUUCCAGGACAGCCCAAGGUUGAUUUCAGGCAGUUUGCAGGCUAUGUCGAUGUGGACGAUAAGACUGGGAAGAGUCUCUUCUACUACUUUGCUGAGGCUGAAAAAGAAGCGAACAAGAAGCCUCUCACUCUUUGGCUCAAUGGAGGCCCUGGGUGCUCUUCAAUUGGGGGUGGUGCAUUCACUGAACUGGGACCAUUCUUUCCAAGAGGGGAUGGAAGAGGUCUCCGUAUAAACAAGCAUUCAUGGAAUAAAGCAUCAAACCUACUAUUUGUUGAAUCUCCUGCUGGAGUUGGAUGGUCUUAUUCAAACGUAACUUCUGAUUACACAAGCGGAGAUGCAUCUACUGCAAAUGACAUGCAAGUUUUCUUGUUACGAUGGUUUGAAAAGUUCCCUGAGUUCAAAACUCGAGACUUGUUUCUUACAGGAGAAAGCUAUGCAGGGCACUAUAUACCACAACUUGCCAUUGUUCUCCUAAAGCACAACAAGCAUUCAAAGAAUUUCAAGUUCAACAUUAAAGGAGUUUUUAUUGGGAAUCCUCUUCUGAAGCUUGACCAGGAUGCGCCAGCUACUUACAAUUAUUAUUGGUCUCAUGGGAUGAUUUCUGAUGAGAUAGGCCUUAAGCUGAUGAAUGAGUGUGAUUUUGACGAUUAUGAAAGUAAUGAUUCCCACAAUAUCAGCAAAACAUGCAAUGAUGCAAUUGCAGAAGCAGAUAAAGUAGUUGGGGAUUACAUAAACUCAUAUGAUGUGAUCCUAGAUGUUUGCUAUCCAGCUAUUGUGGAGCAGGAACUGAGGCUGAAAAAAUAUGCAACUAAGAUGAGUGUUGGGGUUGAUGUAUGCAUGACUAGUGAAAGGCGGUUUUAUUUCAAUCUACCAGAGGUUCAACAUGCUCUACAUGCCAACAGAACCAGUUUGCCUUAUAGCUGGAGUAUGUGCAGUGGGUUCCUAAAUUACAAUGAAAGUGACGCAAACAUCAAUAUGAUACCAUCCCUUAAAAGAAUACUAAGAAAACAUAUACCAGUUUGGGUUUUCAGUGGUGAUCAAGACUCUGUAGUGCCACUCCUUGGCUCUAGGACACUUGUUCGAGAGCUAGCACAUGAUAUGCGAUUUGUUGUUACCUUGCCUUACACUGCUUGGUUCCACAAAGGCCAGGUUGGUGGAUGGGUGACUGAGUACGGAAACAUCCUCACAUUUGCGACAGUUCGAGGAGCUGCUCAUAUGGUACCUUAUUCACAGCCAAAUAGAGCUCUUCUUCUCUUUAAAUCAUUUGUAAAUGGUCGGAGACUACCAAUUACAACCUAUCCUCCCAUUGAUGACUAAGAUAGCGCCUGAAGUUGCAUUUAUGAGCAGGAUUUAGAAUGUUACGAUUUGUUUGUUUUAUCUUGAAAUGGAAAAAUGAGUUGAAUAAGUUCUGAUUAGUGCAUUUAUGCAUUAUUCACCCAAACAAAGAAUUAAGAUCCCUCAUACUACGUCGGCUUCUUGGCUCGUCCCUUUUCCUGUUUUGAAUUUUUGGUGAAAUGUAGUUAUUGACGUGGAAACCAUAUGAUUAGACUAAGUACAUCUUACACAAAGUCAAUUGUUUAA
This is a messenger RNA of Dendrobium catenatum, 1830 nucleotides long. Its product is annotated as serine carboxypeptidase-like 42. The transcript is spliced from 10 exons. The record is from RefSeq and is a predicted model, not a curated record. Gene Ontology annotation, molecular function: serine-type carboxypeptidase activity. Gene Ontology annotation, biological process: proteolysis. NCBI's taxonomy places the organism in Eukaryota, Viridiplantae, Streptophyta, Magnoliopsida, Asparagales, Orchidaceae. Bases 148 to 1566 code for a protein of 472 amino acids.